UUAGUAUUUCAGUGUUAAAGUCGCUUUUAAAGGGGGUAUUUGGAUAUUCCAUCUUGUAAUAAACUAGUGUGGACAACAAAUUUAAAUCGGUUUUUGUUGAAAAACGAGAAAUAUUAGCAAUUUUUAGUGACGCGGUACGGUAAGUUUAACACCAAAAAUUACUGUUAACCAACUAAAAUCGGGUCACGUGGUACAGAUUCGACCAAUCGCAAGUGUUCGUCGCCGAGACGUGGCGUUUCAUUUCAUUCGACCGCCAUUUUGACAUUAGACGAGCUUUUCGCGAGAACCUGUAGUGAAUGGUUUUGGGUGUUUUUAAGGUGUAUCCGUGUUUUUGUAUAAAGAAGUUAAAUUAAACGGCACAGUCAUGGGGAAUAUGUUCGCUAACCUUUUUAAGGGUCUCUUUGGCAAAAAGGAGAUGCGAAUAUUAAUGGUAGGUUUAGAUGCGGCCGGUAAAACCACAAUUUUAUACAAACUUAAAUUAGGAGAAAUCGUUACAACAAUUCCAACCAUCGGAUUCAACGUUGAAACUGUAGAAUAUAAAAACAUUAGCUUCACCGUGUGGGAUGUUGGUGGUCAAGACAAAAUCAGACCUUUGUGGAGACAUUAUUUUCAAAAUACACAGGGCCUAAUAUUUGUAGUAGACAGCAAUGAUAGGGAGCGUAUUGGUGAAGCAAAAGAUGAAUUAAUGCGAAUGUUGGCAGAGGAUGAGCUCAGGGAUGCGGUGCUUUUGAUUUUCGCGAAUAAACAAGAUUUGCCGAAUGCGAUGAACGCAGCGGAAAUCACAGAUAAGCUCGGUUUACAUUCGUUGAGAAACCGAAACUGGUAUAUUCAGGCUACCUGCGCGACAAGUGGAGAUGGGCUUUAUGAAGGUCUCGAUUGGUUAUCCAAUCAGCUAAAGAACGCCAACCGUUAAAAGUGCAGUGUUUUAAAAGAAAAUUUAAAAAUAACUACUACAACCAACAAAAGCAACAACAAAAAAAUGCGAUUAUUUACUAUUAAUAUUAUAAUUAUUAUGAUUUUCGUCGUAUAAAAAGGAUUUAAUAAAAAAAUAUGAAAAGGAAUGCAAAAAAAACUGGAUGCUGGAAAAAUAUAGAAAAAUAAGGAUGUUAGGUGAACUCUUGUUUCUUGUCAGUGUGUUUAAUUAUUAAUAUUAUUAUUAUUAUCCGUCGAGA
Messenger RNA from Onthophagus taurus, 1172 nucleotides. RefSeq names its product ADP-ribosylation factor 1 (gene Arf79F). Gene Ontology annotation, molecular function: GTP binding; GTPase activity. NCBI's taxonomy places the organism in Eukaryota, Metazoa, Arthropoda, Insecta, Coleoptera, Scarabaeidae. The record is from RefSeq and is a predicted model, not a curated record.